Mucor velutinosus is the source of this 945-nucleotide messenger RNA. RefSeq lists its product as uncharacterized. The record is from RefSeq and is a predicted model, not a curated record. Bases 1 to 945 code for a protein of 314 amino acids. The transcript has 4 exons. Lineage: Eukaryota; Fungi; Mucoromycota; Mucoromycetes; Mucorales; Mucoraceae.
AUGGACGUCUAUUCCCCUCCUCCCCAUCAGCAGCAACUAAAAAAUAAGCGUAGUAGUAUGUUGGCUUACGUACCUAUUCAUCGUCGCAACGAAGACGACGAAAAACGCACAAAUGGUAAUAAUAACAAAUAUCGAUCCUCCAUGAGCCAUGAUUUACAACUCGAGUCAAGCGUUUCCUCUGGAUCUUUGAGCAACAACAACAAGAGGGCCUCGAUGAUGGGCUAUCGUCGCUCCACUUCAUCUAAUGCGAACAACAGCAACAGCAACAACAACAACAACAACAACAACAACAGCAACAGCAACAAUCGCUACAGUCGCAACAGUUUCUUGGGUGAUGAUGAUGCUGAUUAUUCUUUGGAUUACGAUAACCACAAUGAACAGAGUGAGGACUGGGAAAAUAUCCUUAGACAGUACGACCGAUACAGCAUGAAUGACGAUGACAAAAGAAAGAGCAAAAGAGCAAGUCGUAUCAUGGAUUCAUAUCAGGAUUUACCAGUGGAGGUACCAAUGGUGGAUGAACCAACUGUCGUUUUGGAUUGUUAUGAUUUUCCUCCUGCCUUUAAAACUCAUCAUUUACAUGAUAUUUUUAGAAGCUAUGAGAGUAGCCGUGGUGGAUACAAGAUCAAGUGGCUAUCAGAUACUCGUGCUUUGAUUAUUUUCGACCAUCCUGCUACCGCUAAAAAGGCCUACAUUGACAAUGUCACACACGCUUUGGCUAAAAUCCGUCCUUACGAUGGCCCAAUGGAUUUCUUAAAAGACAUGAAUACGCCAGCACAACAGCAACAGAGAACCAUGAACAGGCCCAUGUCUAUGGAUUUCAAGAGGCAAUCAUUCAAUGCUUACAACGGCAAUAACGUUCCUUCUGCAGCCAGCAGAUCUUCCAACAGAAGCUCCAUGAGAAUUGACGAAAACGAUAUUAAGAGAUUGAGCAUUGCACUUGAUUGA